Molecule: messenger RNA, 2317 nt
Organism: Brassica rapa (field mustard)
Lineage: Eukaryota; Viridiplantae; Streptophyta; Magnoliopsida; Brassicales; Brassicaceae
Product: FCS-Like Zinc finger 7
Source: RefSeq, a predicted model, not a curated record
UCUUGUAAAAAAAAAAGAAAGUCACUAGGGAGCGAUGUUUGGUGUCCACAGACCAAAUAUCUGAAAUUAUUGGCCUACCAACAAAGACCUGACGAACAAUAAUAAAAAUAUUCUAUCGUAUCAUAUCAUAUCAAAUUAAACAUUAGAGUAAAUACGUAUACAUGAAUAUAAAAAUCACACACCGUAUUAUUGCGUGUGUAUAUAAUGGAGUGGCAUGGUAACACACAAUCCCCCUCCCCCUCACCUUCAAGCAACAAUCUAAGUUACAUUUUAAAAAGUUUUAUAAUUCUUUCUUCGUAAGAAUAGUUAUAAAACAAUAGUAUGUUGAUUGGGAAUCGACAAAUGCAGAGAAAACCAAGCAUGCCGAGGAUUACCAUCGAGGUUGAUGAUAAUCAUACCGCCGGCCAAGAUUCUGACGUGUCUAUGGCGGUGGUAGACGGCGGAGAUAAUUUCGACCAGCGGUUCUUGGCGAUGUUAUCACCGAGAAAUCACACAAGGACCGAGAGAAAAGACUGUGGGAAAUCAACGUUGCCGUCAUCGUCUUUUCUUGGAAGCUGUGGCUUUUGCAAACGCCGUUUAGCUCCCGGCCGUGAUAUUUACAUGUACAAAGGGGAUGCAGCGUUUUGUAGCAUGGAAUGCAGAGAACAACAGAUUGAGCAGGACAGGCAAAACUCCAAGCAGAGCGCCAGAGUCGUUCUAUCACCAUGAAACUAAACAUAUGGAUGGCUCAAAUUAAGCUUUGACUAUUAAAGCUCGUGUGUGUGACUUGAGAUUGUUGCCGUUAUUAUUAAUUAGCAUCAUCAUGUAAAAAUUAGGUCAAAAAUUGAAAUGAAACUCUUUCAUGUCUUGCGUAUUAUUAUUUUUUUGGUGAAACUUGCGUAUUAUUUUUGUUUCACAUUACUUUGCUUCUUUUAUAAAUCCGGGUUUAUUUAGUUUGAUGCCCUAUGAUUUUUAUUACUUUAUGUGUUUUAAAAAAGCUAGUGAAAGUUGACGUAAGCGCACCACGGACCUCGUUUUUAUAAGAUCGAAUAAAUCUCAAAACCAUAUGCAACUCACGGUAAUUAAGAUUUUAAUUAGUAAAAAGUACACACUUCUUAUAUAAAAGUCACAUCAUCUGCCGUAUUCUAUGGCUAGUACAUGAAUAGUGACAGUGUGAAUAAUUUCUAUUGGAGAUUAUGAACUUUCCUUUGAUAUAUAUAAUAUUUUGUCAAGGGAUCAUUGGUAGAAAAAAUUACAAAAAGUAUUAAAUAGUGGAAUUUAAAUGGAGGUCAUUGUCUCGUGACGAUGAAAGCGUCUGAUAGUUAAUAAUGAGACGUAGAGUAAACUAAUGCGAAUGCACGUCACUCCCGAUCAAAAGAUGUAUUGAAUAUUAUCAUACAUACUGGAAAUGAGUUUGUUAACUAUGAAGACACUUUUAAACGGAUAUAAAUUUUUAACACGACAUUUAAAAUGGAAUGAAGAAUGUAAUUUAUAGCUCGUUUUUAAAAAACCUAAUUUAUAGUAGCUCGUUGCUCAAUAAUUGAAGACCAAAAGAUGUUAAAUAAUGGUUUAUGGAAAUGGAUCGUUAUCACUAGCUUAUAGAUAAGGAUUAGGUUUAUAAUUGGUCUAUAGUGUAUUGUUUUCUCUUCACUCGUCUUCUGUACUCCAAACUUCGAGGCUUAGUUGUUGGAGUUUCGGGAGUCAUCACAACUUGUCUUCAUUACUAAUUGUUGAUUAAUUAAUUAUCAACAAUUUUAUAAUCCAAGGAUUUAAUAAGAUUCAUUUGGUAUUAGGGUGUCUUCGAUUAAAUUAUCCUUCAACAUAUAAUAAAAUUAUAUGUGCCAUCAGAACAAUAAGAACUCGUUGAGGUCAUUGAUGAUGCUAUGAUAGAAUGGAAAAUAUUUAAACAAUUCUUUUAAUGGUUUUUGAAUCAAGAAUUGGUCCAAAUUAUACAGUUGCAAAUAAAUAUUUUUUUAAAACAGGAGCAUCAUGAAAAAGACCAAUACGUUUUAAAAAAAAAAAAAUUGCUCGUCAUCUACACAACUUGAUCGGAUUUUCUUAAGUUCACAAUAAAAUAAUAAUACAGAAUUAAAAUUGACAAAUUUCAUUGGACCGAAACCAUGAUUAAAUAUCGCAAAUUACAGUAGUUUACACAUUAUGGAAGUGAAUCAUAAAAGCGAUAUGAAAUUAUGGUCCAAUCUAGAAACACUUGUACAUUAUACUAAGCCCAUCUGGAUUACUAGAAACACCGGUAACUUCACACCCUAGUACCCUACAAAGAUCAAUCUAAAAGCUCUUUGAUCUCUGAAAACACAAGCAUUCAUAUCUUAAAACAUAU